AGCUGCCACCUUAAAAAGGUUGGAUGGGUAAACUACGUAGUCGUUUAUCGGCCUAGCCAGUGGGUGUAACACGAACAGGAAACCGUAUCCAAAAAUGGAGAAAUAUAGCCAGUUUCGCGAUCGUGGUACUGGCAUUUCGCCUUUCCUCCCAUCGACAACGCCGGCCUCGUCGAUACCAUCCUCACUCCUACAUGUCGCGCUCUUCCUCGUCCGCUUGCCACUCUUUGUCUCGUACAGCGUCUUCUACUUCGUCGUCCUCGACCACUUACCCGUGCCCCAGUUUGUCCGUAAGCUGCUGCUUUGGUCGCUGCUGGGCAUCCCCGGCAUCUGGUGGGUGGACCUGCAACUCGACGGCGUCAAGCGCGGCUCCCUCUCUCAGCAGCCCGCCUCGCGCUUCCCCGGCCCCCGCUCCGUCAUCGCCGCCCAGUUCACUAGCCCUGUUGACGCCCUCUAUCUCGCCGCCAUCUUCGAUCCCGUCUUCGUCGUGUCUUACCCCGGCACGCGCAAAGUCCUGCGCGUAUCCCUCUUGCGCGCUAUCCUGCUCGCCCUGGCGCCCCCCGCGCUCGCGCCGCCGCCCCCGCCAGCGAAACUGACCACCCUGCGCGCCCUUCUCGAGCAGAACCCGCACCGCAUCAUCGCCGCCUUCCCCGAAAUGACCACGACCAACGGCAAGGGCAUCCUCCCGCUCUCGCCGUCCAUCCUCGGCGCGUCCACUGGCACCCGCAUAUUCGCCAUCAGCAUACGCUACACACCACCCGAUAUCACGACGCCCGUUCCCGGGGCCUACCGCUCCUUCCUGUGGACCCUUCUCAGCCGCCCAACGCAUCUUAUCCGCGUACGCAUAGCCGAGGGUCUGACUAUUUCGACCAACAGCGACAACGUCUUCGCACCCAGCGCCGCAGACCAACUCGCCAAUGGUGACAACGAAGGUGAUGCGGAGGGGGAGGCUCAGGCUCAUGUGACUCCCGAGGAGCAGGCCUUCCUCGACCGCCUCGCCGACGCGUUCUCGCGGCUCGCGCGCAACAAGAGGGUCGGUCUGACGUUGCACGACAAGGUGGCGUUCGUCGAAGCGUGGGGUAAGGCUAAGAAAUAAGACGAAAAAAAAAACCUCGAAAUGCGGCAGGACGAGACGAAACGAGACGACACGACACGAUACGAACUUAAAAUUGCGACGGUAUUAAUACGCUAGAAUUCUAGAAUUCUACCUUGAUUUCAACUUACAGCACCUAUGAAUGCAUCGCAUUUUUCGCGGUGGAGCACAUGGCGAUAGACAUGCCUAUCCUUCCACCCGCAUGCUACGCGAGGGGG
Durotheca rogersii is the source of this 1308-nucleotide messenger RNA. RefSeq lists its product as uncharacterized. Lineage: Eukaryota; Fungi; Ascomycota; Sordariomycetes; Xylariales; Xylariaceae. The transcript is spliced from 2 exons. Bases 95 to 1093 code for a protein of 332 amino acids. The record is from RefSeq and is a predicted model, not a curated record.